CGCUGGCGGAGGCCAAGCCUGCUGGGUGCCGGAGUGUCCUGGUGAGAGCGCGGGGCUCCUGCCCAGGAGCUCAGAGCCAGCAAGGGGGAAAGACUGGAGAAGGCACGGCUUCUAUACUGUAGGACCCAGGCAUGCACUGUCCGUGUUUAUUGAGCGCCUGCUGUAUGCUGGGACCCACUGCGAUGAUGGCUGUGAUGGGGACCAGGACAGGCCUCUGCCGCAGACAUGGAGAAACUCAGGCUGCGCAGCCCCUGGGUGCCCUCGUGCCUCGGGCAGCCCCGAGUCCUGCAGGGCCGCCUGACCAGGUCCUCACCCUCGCUCUGGGACAGUGCGCUGCAGGAGCAGAAGGGUGAGUUGCGCAAGCGGCUGUCCUACACCACGCACAAGUUGGAGAAGCUGGAGACGGAGUUUGACUCCACGCGCCACUACCUGGAGAUCGAGCUGCGGCGCGCGCAGGAGGAGCUAGAGAAGGUCACCGAGAAGCUGCGCAGGAUUCAGAGCAACUACCUGGCACUGCAGAGAAUCAACCAGGAGCUGGAGGGCAAGCUGUACCGUAUGGGCCAGCACUAUGAGGAAGAGAAGCGUGCACUGAGCCAUGAGAUUGUCGCCCUCAACAGUCACCUCCUGGAGGCCAAGGUGACCAUCGACAAGCUGUCAGAGGACAACGAGCUCUAUAGGAAGGACUGCAAUCUAGCGGCCCAGCUGCUGCAGUGCAGCCAGACCUACGGCAGGGUCCAUAAGGUGUCCGAGCUGCCCUCGGACUUCCAGGAGCGCGUGAGCCUGCACGUGGAGAAGCUCGGCUGCAGCCUGCCCUCCGAGCUCCGCCACCCGGCCUACGCCGACAGCGUCCCCACCUGCGUCAUCGCCAAGGUGCUGGAGAAGCCUGACCCCGCCAGCCUGUCCUCCCACCUGUCAGAUGCCUCGGCCCGUGACCUGGCCUUCCGCGAUGGGGUGGAGAAGCAGGCCGCGCGGCCCCCAUACAAAGGAGACAUCUACUGCAGCGACACAGCCCUCUACUGCCCGGAAGAACGGCGGCGUGACCGGCGACCCAGCGUGGACGCACCCGUGACAGAUGUGGGCUUCCUGCGGGCCCAGAACUCCACGGACAGUGCUGCAGAGGAGGAGGAGGAGGCCGAGGCAGCGGCCUUCCCCGCUGGCUUCCGGCGCGAGGCCUUCCCGGGCUACGCGGGCUCGCUGCCCACGUCCAGCUCCUACUCCAGCUUCAGUGCCACGUCGGAGGAGAAGGAGCACGCGCAGGCCAGCACGCUCACCGCCUCGCAGCAGGCCAUCUACCUGAACAGCCGCGACGAGCUCUUCAACCGCAAGCCGCCGGCUGCCACCUACGAGGGCAGCCCUCGCUUUGCCAAGGCUGCGGCCGCGGUGGCAGCCCCACUCGAGGCUGAGGUGGCCCCAGGAUUCAGACGGACAGUGUCUCCUUACCCAGCCGAGUCCUUCCGCUUCCCAGCCACCCCGGGCCCCCAGCAGGCCCUGAUGCCCCCAAACCUAUGGAGCCUGCGGGCCAAGCCGGGGUCCGCCCGGCUCCCUGGAGAAGACAUUCGGGGUCAGUGGCGGCCCCUGAGCGUGGAGGACAUUGGUGCCUACUCCUAUCCAACCAGCACCGCGGGCCGGGCCUCGCCCUGCAGCUUCUCCGAACGCUACUACGGUGGCAGUGGGGGCAGCCCAGGCCAGAAGGCUGAGGGCCACGCCAGCCCUCUCUAUGCCACCUACAAGGCCGACAGCUUCUCGGAGGGCGACGACCUCUCCCAGGGUCACCUGGCAGAGCCCUGCUUCCUGCGGGCAGGUGGCGACCUGAGCCUCAGCCCCAGCCGAUCUGCCGACCCGCUCCCUGGCUAUGCGCCCAGCGAGGGAGACAGGGACAGGCUGGGGGUGCAGCUGUGUGGAGCUGGCAGCAGCCCUGAGCCUGAGCACGGCUCCAGGGACUCCUUGGAGCCCAGCUCCAUGGAGGCUUCGCCGGAAAUGCACCCUGCCGCCCGCCUCAGCCCCCAGCAGGCCUUCCCGAGGACUGGUGGCUCGGGGCUGAGCCGCAAGGACAGCCUCACGAAAGCCCAGCUCUACGGAACCUUGCUCAACUGACCGCUGCGUGCAGGCCGCGGCCGGGGCCUACGCCCCCUACUGCCCCACCCUUGUGGAAGCCGAGAGGCAGUCCCUCCCCAGACACCCACACUCCCCAGCCCCCACCAAGGAGGACUCUGUGCUCCCGACACCCCCUCUUCCACAACCCAGUAGAGUCUGAGAGGGGGACCCUCGCUCCCCAUCCUGUCCGUCCACCCCAGCCUCGUCACUAUGGAACUCCCACUUGGAAUUCCCACUUAGAACGUUGUCACGCACUGUCACCCCCACCCGAGGUGAGCAUUCCCCUUUUAUAAAGUGAAACUAUUUUUAUAGAGAAAAAGGGUCUUUCUAACGCGCUUGGCCCCAGCAGCCUGGCCGGCAGCCUUGGCGUUCUCCACACAAAGCUCUUACUUCUGGGGCGAGGGUGCGUGGGGCCUGCCCCUGAAAAGGGAAAGACCAAGCCCCACUCGUGGGGAGACACCCAGCAAGCCGAUGACAAGGGGACCCCACCGCUCUGUCCACGGGGAGGGGCAGUGAACCCGUUCGGGAUGUGAAAUGUUUUGACUCUUUCUCCCAGUGUGGCCAGCACAACACCCUGAGCUCUCCCGUGGCCCCUAGUCCCAAGUGGGGCCGGGACGACGUCCCAGUAUGGCCGGUGCUCCCUCCUCCCCACCCUGCUCCCAGCGCCACCUUACUCUACCUCAGAUGUAUGAGGCCCCCCCGACCCCUGCUCUCUGUGCCGUGAUGCAUGCCUGUCCGUCAGUGUUGUGUUUUGCAUUCAUCAAUAAAAGACACAAGUGGGAAGUA
Messenger RNA from Marmota monax (woodchuck), 2880 nucleotides. It is a transcript of the gene Begain, whose product is annotated as brain enriched guanylate kinase associated. The record is from RefSeq and is a predicted model, not a curated record. Lineage: Eukaryota; Metazoa; Chordata; Mammalia; Rodentia; Sciuridae. The coding region runs from base 226 to 2094 and encodes 622 amino acids. Gene Ontology annotation, cellular component: synapse. The transcript has 8 exons.